Molecule: messenger RNA, 2163 nt
Organism: Paramuricea clavata
Lineage: Eukaryota; Metazoa; Cnidaria; Anthozoa; Malacalcyonacea; Plexauridae
Source: the annotation of a GenBank genome assembly
AGACGGCCAAGGAUUGACAGAAGCAUGAUAGGGGAGCCGAUGAAUUUCCAGGUGUGCUGUGGUUUAGUUUUGACGCCAAUUAGAUCCGCCAAAGUCUAAUAAACAACUCGUGAAUAUUUGCAAGACAUGUAUUUAAUAUAAUGUCGAAUUUCGUGUUUGUUUACGCAAACUUUAAACGACAAAAAUCUCUUCUUUUACAGCACACGGGCCACAUCGGUUCAGGGGAAGUACAAGUAUCAGUCGAUGUAAGUAUACGCGUCGAUUUUAAACGAUUUAAAUUGUACUUUAUAAAUGGUUAUCUAUAUCUGUAUCUUGUUGUUUACAACACCGAAAUUAUAGCGAGUGCUAUCUUAUGUUUGUUUUUAUAUGUCGAAAUUCUACCCUCAGGGGUUCUUGUUAAAAUUAAGUGUUAAGUCUUCGCUUGGAACUUAUAGUUUUUAGCGUUUAUUAGGGCUACACUUUUUGAAUGAAAAUAUGAAGAAAUAAUUGCGCAUUUCGAGAUAGCGUUGUUUUAGCGGUCAAGCAUAAAAAACAUAGGCCAUCUCAACGCCGUCUGGGGCCAAUAUUAGUCUAAGAAAUUAGCACAAAAUGCAUGAAUAAUGCCGGAUUUGAUAGUGUAUAAUGAUUAUGCCUUGCAAUUUUGAAUAUAAUCUGAAUUCCUUGGGGCAAUCUAUUUGUAAAUAUUAUGUUUGAAGCACAGUGUCACAUGCUAUCGAAUAGCAAAUAUUCAUUUUGUUGUUUUGGAUAAAGGAAUACAUUUGGAUGACAUAUAUGUCUCUAAAACCCUUAGAGAAAACCCCGUUGUACAAUUGUUUCCUAGCCAUGUUUCCUGGAGAUGAGCCAACCAGCAAAUAUUGCUUCAGUAUCUUCCAUUUCAAACGUGAAACUGUUCAGAAGUUCGGCAGCCAGUAAGGUUUCUGAGUUCUCACAGGGUUUAAUAACACAUUCAUAGAAUAUUUCUCAUGUGAAUUAUUGGGAUUAUUCUCUGCACUUGAACUUUGUGCUGAUUUGCAUUAAAUCCCUGUCAUCGAGAUGCAGUUGAUGACAUUUAGCUCUGCUAAAGAGGUAUUAUCCUGCCAGCACCCCACAAAAAGGCACUUUUAUUCUGAGAGAUUCGUCGAUGUUCGCUCAUCCCAAAGAAAUCGUAUUUUGAGCUCCAGUGCUCUAAAAUCGUCUGGCAUUAGAAAGAGUAAAAUAAUAAAUUAGGGUGCAAUGCAACUUAAUGGGUAAGCUAUCUAUUGAAUGAUAGAGCUACUACAUGUAUACAAAGCCCUGGUCAAACGGCAAUGAGAGUUGAGAAACAAGAGUUUGCAUGAGAGUUUUCUCUACUGUCAUGCCCCGGUCAAACAAGAGCAAGAGUUGCCUGAGAGUUCACUGGAUAUUACCGUGCAUGUGCAAAAACUCUCAACUCUCAUGAAAAUAUCAACCAGUUGAAAGUCGAUGAGAGUUGACGAGCUAGGCUGAAGCAAGCGUUCCAACUCUCAUCCUCGUUUGACCAGGGCUAGAGUCUAAAGGCCCAUUGCCACUCAAGAAAAAUUUCCACGGACAGAAUAUUUCCCGAAAGUAUCAUUGUUAAAAGUCGAAAAUUUUCAAAAAAAUUUUCCAACAGAAAAUUUGUGAAAAUUUUUCUUCUCACACAAAGCUGGGAGCUGUUGCAGCCAACCGCCGCAAGCUUGACAUUUAUUAGCCAACACAGCCGAAAAUAUUACAUAUGAUUACAAGAAACAACUAACAAAAUUAUCGACCUAGAAACACUAGUUCCUGAACCAGGUUUAAAGACAACUAUGUAUUAACUGUUAAAGCACCCCAAAAACAUGCUAGGGUGGGCGGGUGGGAACAGGUCAAGCAAUGGCGGAAGCAACAACAAAAUGUGCUUCCCCAACCCGCACUGCCCGAUUAUAUUAAUCGGGCCGGCCCCCAGCAAUGUGUGAGAAAACAUUUUCUGCUUCUUUCGUUCCUCAGCCAGCAGAAAAUUAUACAUUCUGCAGAAAAUUUUCAUGAUUUGACACGAUUGCCUAAUUUGAAUUCAUGGUUUAUUUCUAGUUGAAUGAUGUGACAUACAGAAUGAAAAGCAAAGGAGGGUAUCAGGAUCAUAGUGUAGAUAGUAGAUUAACGCCGAAUGGAACAGAAAUUAAAGAAGGCAAACUACCGCAAGAGCAGUAG